Messenger RNA from Nicrophorus vespilloides, 1051 nucleotides. RefSeq names its product metabotropic glutamate receptor 1-like. The annotation marks the transcript as partial. Gene Ontology annotation, biological process: regulation of synaptic transmission, glutamatergic; G protein-coupled glutamate receptor signaling pathway. Gene Ontology annotation, molecular function: G protein-coupled receptor activity involved in regulation of postsynaptic membrane potential; adenylate cyclase inhibiting G protein-coupled glutamate receptor activity. Gene Ontology annotation, cellular component: postsynaptic density membrane. Lineage: Eukaryota; Metazoa; Arthropoda; Insecta; Coleoptera; Silphidae. The transcript has 3 exons. The record is from RefSeq and is a predicted model, not a curated record.
GCAUCGUCGCAACUUUAUAAAACAUUACAAAAAAAAAUAAUAAUUGCAAAAUCCAUAAACAAACAUUAAAGUAAAUAAAGAGACGGAACAGAAUUGUCUUCAACAUGAUUUUCUAGUGAGCGAGAGGUGAGAAGGAGGGUGAAGGGAUGGGGCUGUUCGGUGGUUUCGUCCUGUUCGUUCUCUGUGCAAUGGCUGCUGUUAAUAAAGCUCAGGAGGAGGAUAAGGUGGCGGCUUUCAUGAGCGGCGAUUUCAUAAUCGGUGCCCUUUUUCCGCUCCAUUAUCAGCCGGCCGGCAAGGCGAAAAAGCAAUCGCACACCAUCCGAUGCGGCAGGAUACGCGAGCUGUACGGCAUCCAAAGGGUCGAGGUGGCCUUCCAGACCAUUGACGCCAUCAAUGCCGAUCCGACGAUCCUCCCCAAUCUGACCAUCGGCGUGGAGAUCCGAGACGAUUGCUGGUACGCUCCCGUCGCUCUUCAACAGAGCAUCGAACUUAUUAGGGAUGCAAUCACACCCUUAUCAAUCAACCACAACACUUGCCUGAAUAACAGCCUGGGAGAACCUCGAGGACCACUCAUAGGAGUCGUCGGACCUGGUUCCAGUUCCGUUGCUCUUCAAGUGCAGAACCUUCUGCAACUUUUCCACUUACCGCAGGUCGGUUACUCGACCACCUCGAAAGAUCUCUCGGAUAAGAGUCGAUUCAAUUACUUCUUACGAGUGGUACCCUCCGAUUACUACCAAGCUCAGGUCAUGUUGGACAUAGUUAGACAUCACGGAUGGACGUACGUGUCGGCAGUUAACACGGAUGAAAAUUACGGACAAUCCGGUAUACAGGCUUUCAGGGAAUUGGCCGAAGAAGUCGACGUGUGCAUAGCACGCGAGGAUUCAGUUUUGAGCAACGCAGCUGAUGAAGUAUUCGACAAAGUUAUCUUAAACCUUAAACAAGAUCCCAACGCUCUUGUAGUCGUCUGCUUCUGCGAAGGCCUUACCGUUCGAGGUCUGUUACAAGCCACCAAACGUCUUAACAUUUCCAACCAUUUUCUAUUCAUUGGAAG